Schizosaccharomyces osmophilus is the source of this 1107-nucleotide messenger RNA. Its product is annotated as oxidoreductase involved in NADPH regeneration. The transcript has a single exon. The record is from RefSeq and is a predicted model, not a curated record. Bases 1 to 1107 code for a protein of 368 amino acids. NCBI's taxonomy places the organism in Eukaryota, Fungi, Ascomycota, Schizosaccharomycetes, Schizosaccharomycetales, Schizosaccharomycetaceae. Gene Ontology annotation, molecular function: nucleotide binding.
AUGAGUCCUAUUAAAACUGCAGUCCUUGGAACAGGCAUGUCUGCCUUUAUAUUCCAUUACCCUUUCUUGGAAACAUUGCCGGAAAAAUACGAAAUCUAUGCUGCCUGGGAGCGUCGUGCAACUCCUGAACACUCCAAAGCACGUAGCGCAUACCCCAACAUCAAAGUGUAUACUCAACUGAACGAUCUUUUGGCCGACUCGAACGUAGAGUUGGUGGUCGUAUCUCUUCCUCCCGACGCUCAUGUGGCCGCAGUUACUGCCGCGUUGAAUGCAGGAAAGCAUGUAAUUUGUGAAAAGCCAUUUACACCUACAUACGAAGAAGCAAAACAAUUGUUUGAGUUAGCCAAGUCCAAGAAUCUCUUGUUGGCGAUUUACCAAAAUCGUCGUUGGGAUGGUGACUUUUUAACCGCAAAAAGCGUUAUCGACAGCGGUCGCUUGGGUGACGUUGUUGAAUUUGAAUCUCACAUUGACCGUUUUCGUCUCUUCCGUAAGGGGAACUGGAAAGAUGUGCCCAGUCCAGGUUCUGGCUUAGUUUAUGAUUUGGGAGCUCAUUUAAUUGAUCAAGCAGUUUAUCUAUUUGGUGUUCCUGAAUCUGUGACCGGAAAAGUGUUAUGCCAACGUCAAAUUCCUCCUUUGGAAGUAGAAGACAAUUUUACCAUUGUUUUGCACUAUCCCGCCAAGGAAGGCAAGCUUCCCAUUGAGGUGAUCUUGCGCUCCAGUAGCGUUUCUUGUGGUGUCUCGUUCCGUUACUGCAUUAAAGGUACCCGAGGUACAUUCCUAAAAUUUGGCUCUGAUCCCCAAGAAAGCCAACUUAACAAGGGAAUGAAACCUUCAGAAGGAGGUUAUGGUCAAGAAUCAUCUGAAAACUAUGCCAAGCUAUGGACGGUUCCCAUUGACGCCGAUGUGAAAGCACUUCCUGACCCUGCUUUGAGUACCGUGCCUACCACUACCGGAAAUUACCGCGCAUUAUAUGAAGAAGUCUAUCAUACUUUGUCUGGCAAGUCUUCUGCUAUUUCCGUUCUUCCUGAGCAAGUCUUAACAGUGGAAAAGAUUAUUGAAGCUGCCUAUAAGAGUUCAAAAACUUCGUCUUCCGUAAAGAUUGCUUAA